Messenger RNA from Miscanthus lutarioriparius, 480 nucleotides. The record is from the annotation of a GenBank genome assembly. NCBI's taxonomy places the organism in Eukaryota, Viridiplantae, Streptophyta, Magnoliopsida, Poales, Poaceae.
AUGAAGCAGCACAUCCCAAAAUUAGAAAAAUGGCAAAAAUUCGAUAAAAUUGCCAAAAUAAUUAUACAAUGGUCGCUCUCAGUUAACAUGAUCAGGAGGUUCCUUUCUAAUGAAAAUAACAGGAAAUUAAGUGCUAAGGAGCUUCACAACUCCAUAAGAGCACACUUUAGAAAGGUUUUCCUUUUUGAUAAGUUACUUAAUUCCCGUUAUGAUGGGAUAAGUGGUCUGGGUAACCACGUUAAGAGCUUGUUUGAUAUGGCUUAUGAGUUAAAGGCACUUGGAUUAGAUGUGUCUGAUGAGUUUAUGUGUGUAAAUUUUGCAAGUUACCAAAUUGAUGAUAAGUAUAAGAAUGACUUCGAAAGACAGUUGCACAAUGCAAUAAGAUUAAUUAUCCCAAAUAAUUCUAAGAAUAAGUUAGUAACAGUUGAAGAGGAAGACGUUCCAUAUGCUUCGGCUAUCAUUAACUUUAAGAAUGCUUAA